Durio zibethinus is the source of this 2073-nucleotide messenger RNA. Lineage: Eukaryota; Viridiplantae; Streptophyta; Magnoliopsida; Malvales; Malvaceae. The record is from RefSeq and is a predicted model, not a curated record.
UUGAACCUUUAUCACACCUUUUUCACGCGAGGUUUAUCUUUGUUCGCCGUCACGCUUAAUCAAUAUCAAAAACAGCUUUCGCCACCUCUGCCAACACCCCCCCCCCCCCUCCAACCCCCCUUCUCAAUUUCCAAUUUGCAUGUUUUAUCAAUCUUGUCCCUAAAUUUCCAUACCAAUUUUCUCAAUCUCCAAAUUUCAAGUUUCAAUUUUUUUGAUUUCAUCCAUCGCCACAACUGCCUCUUGAUAAAAUUCCCUAAUUCUCUUCCGGUUUCGAAACUUCUCUCAAAUUAGGGUUCUCAAGCUUUGAUCCAAAUUUACGAAAAUUCCAUCAACAAAACCCUAAUUCACUUCCUACCCAUUUCAAUUCCAAUCAAAACAAGAAAUACCCAUUUCCUCGAUUUCUAAUAAAACAAUCGCCUUAAAAAAUCUCACUCACCCUUCCCAAAAACCCCUCCUGAUUUUCAUUCCCAAUCAACCCAAAAGAAUUGUAAAAAUUCACCAAUUACCCAUUUCAUUUUCGUUGUCAACCAAAAUAACAAUACCCAGAUCGUCAAAAUCUCAAAUUUAUCCUUCCACAGUUGAUGGGCACAAUUAGCUUUCACAGAGAACUCCCUAAACCUUCAACUUCUUCUUCUCCUACUUCUUCUUCAACCUCCUCGACGUCUCGAACCGAGACGGUGAAUGGGUCCCACCAGUUCAAGAUCAAGGGCUACUCCCUUGCCAAGGGCAUGGGAGUGGGCAAAUACAUAGCUUCAGAUACUUUUAUGGUGGGCGGCUAUGAAUGGGCCAUUUAUUUUUACCCGGAUGGCAAGAGUGCUGAAGAUAAUGCUUCCUAUGUUUCGCUUUUUAUUGCUCUGGCUAGUGAAGGAACCGAUGUAAGAGCGCUUUUUGAGUUGACCCUUUUGGACCAGAGUGGGAAAGGUCAUCACAAAGUGCAUAGCCAUUUUGGGAGGAUGCUUGAGAGCGGGCCAUAUACACUUAAGUAUCGUGGGAGCAUGUGGGGUUAUAAACGCUUUUUCAAAAGAACUCUUCUGGAGACAUCAGACUACCUUAAAGAUGAUUGCCUCUCAAUUAGCUGUUGUGUUGGUGUAGUUAAGUCACAUACAGAGGGACCUAAAAUUUAUUCCAUUUUGGUGCCACCUUCUGAUCUUGGUCAUCAUUUUGGGAGGCUAUUAGAAAGUGGAAAGGGAGCUGAUGUGAAAUUUGAAGUUGAAGGGGAAAUAUUUGAUGCCCACAAGUUGGUUCUCGCAGCUCGUUCACCUGUAUUCAGGGCACAACUUUUUGGUCCAUUGAAGGAUCGAAACACACAAUGCAUUAGAGUAGAAGAUAUGGAAGCCCCUGUUUUCAAGGUUCUCCCCCUCUCUUGGCCUAGUCUUAUUUUCACAUUUUUCCUUUCAUCCCUGUUAUCUGGCCUAUUGAGCAAGCUCAUAAUAUUGCUCCAUUUCAUUUACUGGGAUGCCCUACCAGACAUGGAAGAGCUUGUGGGUUCAACCUCUAAAUGUUUUUCUACACACGUGGCUCAGCAUCUGCUUGCAGCUGCUGACCGUUAUGCACUUGAGAGAUUAAGAUUGCUCUGCGAGGCCAAACUUUGUGAGGGUGUUGCAAUAAACACAGUUGCAACUACAUUAGCCUUGGCAGAACAGCACAACUGUUUGCAUUUGAAAGCUGUAUGUCUAAAAUUCAUUGCAUUGCCGGAAAAUUUAAAAGCUGUGAUGCAAACGGAUGGAUUUGAUUAUCUGAAGGAAAGCUGUCCUGGUGUUCUUACUGAACUGCUGCAAUAUGUUGCGAGAAUCGGGGAGCAUUCUGUUAUUGCUUGUGGAUAUGGAAAAGAAACAUCGUUAGAUGGUUGUGAUGUUAAUGACCGGCGGGUGAAACCAAGACUACAGUGAUUUAGGGAAUAACAUAUAGCUCAGCCGUUUUUUUUUUUUUUUUUUCGGAAAUGAACAUAUAGCUCAUCCUAUGAUCAGUAAGAAAACUAAUAAAAGUGAGCUUAGAUAGCAUCAGGCAUUUUUGGGUUGUACUAAUAUUGAUUACUUAUGAAAAAUUUAAGCUCAAUGGCUGAUUUGUUUGUCA